Messenger RNA from Ilex paraguariensis (yerba mate), 6861 nucleotides. NCBI's taxonomy places the organism in Eukaryota, Viridiplantae, Streptophyta, Magnoliopsida, Aquifoliales, Aquifoliaceae. The record is from the annotation of a GenBank genome assembly.
CAGUGUAGGGCUUCUACGACGUCUUCUCAUUCAUCACUCUCUAUUUCUCUCUCUACUCGGCGCAAGUGUGCACCGCCGUUCUAUAUCUUACGCUAUCGGAGACCAAUAAGGUUUGCGGGCCGGGCUCUGUGUCGAUGGCAAAUCCCAGUGGGAUCGGCACUAAGUUUGUGUCUGUGAAUCUGAAUAAGUCUUAUGGACAAUCUUCUCAUCAUACUCAUCCACCUUAUAGUGGCUAUUAUGGGCAAGCUGCAGCGAGCCGAUCCCGAUCCAGUAGUGGUGGUGGGGGAAUGGUUGUUCUGUCGCGGACUCGGAGUUCACAGAAGGCUGUUCCGAAAUUAUCUGUUCCACCCCCCUUGAACUUGCCUUCCAUGAGGAAAGAACAUGAGAGAUUUGAUCUUUCGGGUUCCGGUGGUGGUGGUCCGGCCGGUGCGACAGGUUCGGGAAGUGGGUCGAGAUCCAGUUCUUCUGGGUUGAGUUGGUCAAGGCCGGCGGCUGUUGGAUUGCAAGAUGGGAGUGAGACUCCGGCAGUUGAUGGUAUGGACCAGCGUGUGAGAGAUAUUGAUGGUGUGACUAGGGGGAGUAGUUCUUAUUUGCCACCUUCUGCUCGAUCAGGUGGGGUUGGACUUGCAGUUCCUGCUUCAGCUCGAGCUUAUCCACCAGAGAAACCCACGGUAUUGAGGGGAGAGGAUUUUCCUUCUUUGCGAGCUGCCUUGCCCACCACGUCUGGGCCUGCUCAGAAACAGAAAGAUACUUUGAAUCCGAAACAGAAGCAGUUAGCGGGUGAGGAUUUAUUGACUGAGCAGAAGGACAGUUUUCAUAGUUUGCUGGUUCACAUGCAUCCACUGAGGCAGUCUUCCAAUCAUACUGUUGUUAAUGGGUCAAAUGAGAAUGGUGGUGAAGAUUAUGAACAGGGCAGUUCACGCAUGCCAGAUCAAAUGCGGAAGCAAGAAGAGUUCUUUUCCAUUCCAUUGCCCUUGGUUCAGUUGAAUCCAAGAUCUGAGUGGGCUGAUGAUGAGCGUGAUACAGGUCAUGGAUUUGCAGACCGUGGUGGAGAUCACGGGUUUCCAAAAAGUAAAGCUUAUUGGGAUAGAGAUUUUGAUAUGCCCAAGACCAGUGUUUUACUGCACAAACCGGUUCAAUUUCAAAGGUGGGGUCAACGCGACAAUGAUACUGGCAAGGGUUCUUCCGCCGAAGUCCCUGAAGUGGACCCUUAUCGUAGAGAUGUAAGAACACCUAAACGGGAAGGCAGUGAAAGUAACAGGUGGCAAACUUCCCCUCUUCCAAAAGAUGGAUUUAAUGCACAAGGUGUAAAUGAAAGAAAUGGUGUUGGUGAAAGGCUGAUUGCUAACAAGGAUCCAAGGAUGGAGGAUAAGCACCUACCACCUUAUUUUGGAGAUAAUACUUGGAAUGGUGUUGCAACAGUAAACCGGGACUUGGCAUUUGGAAGGAGGUAUAUGGGGCAUGUUACAGAAGGGCGACAUCAAUUGAAUCACACUGUGGAAUCAUUUGGCAACCGAGGGUCUGUGCUGAAUACAAGAGACCAAUACGGCUCUGAACAGUCUAGUAGAUCUAGUAUUGAUGCUUACCAGAGUAGAGCAGUGUCCAAAUCAUCAUUCCCUUCAAAUGGUAAAGAGUUUCCUGUCAAUGUUCCUAAAUUGAAUGUUGGCUGGGAGAAGCGUUCAUUUUCACAGAGUGAAAGACCUAAUGUAGUGGACCCUUUUGCGAAAGACUUUGGCUCUACUGAUUUUGGAGAAAGGGAUCCCUUUUCUGGGGAUCUUGUUGGAGUAAUUAAGAGGAAAAAAGAUGUGGUUAGACAGGCAGAUUUCCAUGACCCUAUUAGGGAAUCUUUUGAGGCUGAACUUGAAAGAGUUCAAAAGCUGCAAGAGCUGGAGCGGCAGCGCAUUAUUGAAGAUGAAGAAAGAGCUUUGGAGCAAGCCAGGAGAGAUGAAGAGGAUAGACUGCGACUGAUUAGGGACGAGGAAGAAAAGCGGAGAAUGCUGGAAGAGGAAGCCCGAGAAGCUGCAUGGAGGGCAGAACAAGAGCGACUGGAGUCUAUUCGAAGAGCUGAAGAGCAGAAGACAGCUAAAGAAGAGGAGAGGAGGAGAAUUCUUAUGGAGGAAGAGAGGAGGAAACAAGCUGCUAAUCAAAAGCUUUUAGAAUUGGAGGCUAGGAUUGCCAAGAGGCAGGCUGAAGCAUCAAAGGGUGAUAGUUUGGUUGCUGCUGUUGCAGACGAGAAAGUUUCAGCUGUGCUCAAGGAAAAAGAUAUCUCCAAGGGGGUGGAUCUGGAUAACUGGGAAAGUAGUGAGACAUUGGUGGACAGGAUGACAACUUCAGCAUCUUCUGGUUUAUCCAUUCCAAAUAGAACCUUGGAGAUGGGUUCCAAGGCUCACUCUUCUAGAGAAGGUUCUUCUAGCUUUCUGGACAGAGUAAAACCUGUUAAUUCAUGGAGAAGGGAUGUGUUUGAGAAUGGGAACAGCUCAUCCAUCCUCGUACAAGACCAGGACAAUGGUCAAUACAGUCCCAGGCAAGACGCAUCUGUUGGUGGGGGGGAAUCCGGUGGAAGAGCAUCCUCUAGGGAAGAGUUCUAUGGAGGUCCUGGAUACAUGCCUUCGAGGACUUAUUUCAGAGGAGAGAUACAGGAACCUCAAAAGGUGGAAUUUGCUUAUCUAAAACAACAAAGGUGGAAUCCUCCUGGAGAUGGAGACCCUUACGCCAAAACCAGGGAGAUUGACUCAGAAUUUCAUGAGAAUCUUGCUGAAAGAUUUGGAAAUGUUGGAUGGGGGCAGGGCGGUUCCCGUGGUUACCCUCGGUCUCCUUACCCAGAACAGGUCUAUUCGAAUACUGACGGAGAUGACAUUUAUCCCUAUGGGAGGUCACGAUAUUCCAUGAGACAGCCUCGGGUCCUCCCCCCACCAUCACUAGUUUCCGUGCACAAAACUUCCUUCAGAUGUGAAAAUGAACGACCAGGUUCCUCAACUGUCCUAGAUAAUGACUUGCAUUACAAUCAUACAGCAAGAAGUGAAUUUACUCUGCAGACAGGGUAUUACGGCAGUCAUCCAGAAAAGCUUGAAUCAUCUACCCUUUUUGAUGUCCAACAACAAAAUGUUGCAAGUGAAGAGCAGAAACAGGACAAGGAUAGCACACCAAGGUGUGACUCACAGUCUUCACUAUCUGUUUCAAGCCCUCCUAACUCUCCACCUCAUCUAUCUCAUGAUGAGUUGGAUGAAUCUGGGGAUUCUCCAGUAGUAUCUGCUAUAAAAGAAAGGAAAAAGUUUCCUCUAUAUGGGAAUGAGAAUAAUGUCUUGAAUGACAAAUCUGCGAAAGAUUCUAUGAUGAUAGCAUCAAAUCCUAUUUUUGCUGGUGAGUAUGAAGAAUGUCUUCUUGAGAAUAAUGAAGAGUUGCAGGAGCAAGAAGAAUACAUUGAAGAUGACAAUGGUUAUCAGGAAGAAGAAGCAGUUCAUGAAGAAAAUGAUGGUAAUAUCAACCGGACCCAGGAGUUUGAUAAUAUGCAUCUACAAGAGAAAGACUCAUCCCAUAUGCUAGACAACUUGGUCUUAGGCUUCGACGAGGUUGUUGAAGUUGGAAUACCAGGUGAUGAUAUUGAAAGAAACCCAAGGAAUGAAGAAAGCGCAUUUGGGAUACCUGAAGUUUCUGAUGGGAUUGGAGAAGAACUUGGAUCUAUUGAGGGGGUGCAUGGUGAUGAACUGAGCCUUCAGAUUGUGGGUGGAUCUCCUCGUGUGGGUGAUGAUGAUUCUUCUAGGAGGAUCCUGGAAAUUGAAAAGGCAGUGCAAGAGUCAAUUAUUCAGCCAGCAAGUGCUCCUCACACCUCAAUUGCAUCUGAUCUUUUAGAUGGUGUUGAUGUUUCUAGUACUUCUGGUAUAUAUGCUCAGCAAACUGUCCUACCUAACAUUAAUGAGACUUCCAUGUCUGCCAUAUCUUCUGUUCCUAGUCAAGCUGAUUUACCUAAGCUUCAGUUUGGGUUGUUUUCUGGUCCUUCUCUGAUACCAUCUCCCGUUCCCUCCAUACAGAUUGGUUCCAUACAGAUGCCUCUCCACUUGCAUCCCCCGGUUGGUCCAUCCCUCACCCACAUACACGCAUCACAGCCUCCUCCCUUCCAGUUCGGUCAGCUCAGAUAUACAUCUCCUAUCUCCCAGGGACUGCUGCCUAUGGCUCCUCAGUCAAUGUCCUUUUUUCAGCCAAACAUGCGAGGGCAUUAUAAUCCGCAUCAAAAUUCAGGAGGUUCUCUGCCUGUAGGACCUAGUCAAGGUACUUCUGCUCAGAAUGUGAUGAAACAUGAUGUACCAUCUCUUUCAGUCAAUAACCAGCCUGUUGUCGUUUCGAGGUUACAGGGCCAAUCUAAUGAGAACAUGUCAAGAGGGUUGAAUCCACUUUCAGCAAUAGAAAAUGCAGAAUGCAGUGUUCUGAUUCUUAAGAGUCAAACUGAGACUUCUGUUACUGAUGAUGGCAAGGUCAUGUUAGGAUCAGGUUCCCAAGCUGAAGAUAAACGGCACCAUAAUGCAGCUGUAAAGAUUUACCCACCAUCAUCCAAGGAGACGGGGCCUGAAAGCCAAUUGCAAAAUGCAUCAGCUUUAUCUGUGUUAUUAUCCAGUGAAAAGGAUUCCAGUGGGUCAAUGGUUCAAGGUCUAUUAUCUGGUAGCAAGGGAAGAAGAUUUGCCUAUUCUCUUAGAAAACCUGGGUUGAGAUCAACUUUUCCAGCUUCUCAGGUUCCUCCCUCUGAUUCUGGUGGAUUUCAGAGGAGACCUCGACAUAUUAUUCAACGAAAGGAGUUCCAAAUUCGGGAAAAUGUUGACAGGAGGCAAUCAUCAGGCUUGGUUUCGUCUAACAAUUUGGGGUCAAAUGUUAACGUAAGGGGGAUGGAAACUUCUGCAAGAAGUGGGUCUAAGAGAAGUACCAUGUCCAGCAAAUCAUUGAAGGUAAUAGGUAAAUCGGAAAGUUCUUACUCAGGUCCUGUUAGUUCUCAGGAGAUUGACUCUGAAAGCCGUACUGGGAAGGGAAGUGGAAAAGAAGCUUUAACCAAGAGUAAGAAUAUCUUGCACUCUGGGGAGGGAAACCUGAAUAGGAACGUUUCUGAUGUGGAUGAUGAUGCUCCCUUGCAAAGUGGGAUUGUGCUUGUUUUUAAACAACCGGGCAUAGAGGCUCCCAGUGAUGAGGAUGACUUCAUUGAGGUGAGGUCGAAGAGGCAAAUGCUGAAUGAUCGGCGCGAACAGAGAGAAAAAGAAAUCAAGGCAAAGUCUCAGCCGCCACGGAAACAUUCUUCUGCACAAAGGGCAGUGGCGUCGUCAAGAUCAAAUAGAAUUUCUGCAUCAUUGGGUGGAGAAGCAUUCAUUAACACUUGCUCUGAUUUUGUUGUCUCUGAGAAGCGAGGUUUAGCUGACAAGGAAGUAUCUACAGGAUUUACAACUGUGAUGUCUCAACCAUUGGCUCCAAUUGACACUCCUGCUGUGAGUACGGAUGCUCAGGCUGAUACAAGAUCCCGUCCCAUAAAGUCCCUUCAAACAUCCCCUGUUUCUGUUGUAUCUAGUGGUGGAAAUGACCUUGGGACAGGCCUAAUAUUUGAGACCAAGAACAAGGUUAUAGAGAAUGUUCAGGCAACUUUGGGUUCCUGGGGUAAUGAACGGAUUAGUCAACAGGUUAUGGCUUUAACGCAGACCCAACUUGAUGAGGCCAUGAAUCCUACCCGAUUUGAUACAAAUGUUACUUCUGUUGGAGGUCAUAGUAGCUCAGUUAGUGAGCCCAUCUUGCCACCAUCAUCCAUCUCGACAAGGAACAAAUCAUUUUCUUCCACAGCAAGCCCAAUCAACUCUCUGCUUGCAGGGGAAAAAAUCCAAUUUGGUGCAGUUACCUCCCCAACAGUUCUCCCUCCUAGUAACCGUGCUGUUACACAUGGCAUUAGAGCUCCAGAUAAGCACCCCAAUGAAUCUUGUGUUCAUUUAGAAGAUCAUGAAGCUGAAGCAGCUGCUUCAGCUGUGGCUGUUGCUGCCAUCAGUAGUGAUGAUGUAGUGGGUAAUGGGCUGGGCUCUGUUUCUGUCUCAAAUACCAAGAGCUUUGGGGUUGCAGAUGGAAUAGCAGGAGGUGUGGCUAGUGAUCAGCAAUUAGGAAGUCAAUUGAGGGAUGAGGAGUCUCUAAGUGUAUCUCUUCCAGCAGAUCUCUCUGUUGAAACUCCACCAAUCUCCUUAUGGCCGCCUUUGCCAAGUCCACAGAAUUCUCCGAGCCAUAUACUUUCUCAUUUCCCUGGAGGACCACCUUCGCACUUUCCCUUCUAUGAGAUGAAUCACGUGUUGGGGGGUCCAAUCUUUACUUUUGGUCCACAUGAAGAAUCUGCUGGUACCCAAUCACAGUCCCAAAAGAGUAAUGCAUUGGGUCCAGGGCCUCUUGGGAUGUGGCAACAAUGCCAUUCCACAGUGGAUUCAUUUUAUGGUCCUACUACAGGAUUCACUGGUCCUUUCAUUAGUCCGCCUGGAGGUAUUCAAGGGGUUCAAGGCCCCCCACGCAUGGUGGUCUAUAAUCAUUUUGCACCAGUUGGUCAGUUUGGGCAGGUUGGUUUGAGUUACAUGGGUACCACUUAUAUCCCAUCUGGAAAGCAACCUGAUUGGGAGCACAACCCCACAUCUUCUGCCAUGAGCAUUGGUGAGCGAAGCAUGAAUAAUAUGAAUUUAGCUUCUCCACAGCACAAUCCUCCAAACAUUCCUGCUCCUCNAAUCCAUGGUUUUGAGAGGUGAGGAUUUUCCUUCUUUGAGAGCUGCCUUGCCUACCACAUCCGGGCCUGCUCAGAAACAGAAAGAUAUUUUGCAUCAGAAACAGAAGCCGAUAGCAGGUCAGGAUUUAUUGAUUGAGCAGAGG